GCACCAAUUUGUUUUCAUCUUAUGUAAACUUCCUUGAUACUGAAAAGCGUAAUGCACAACUCCUGUUUACUUAAAUUUUUUUGAACUAGUUCAAAUUUUUUAACCCAUGUAAUUAUAUCUGAAUUCAGCGGAAAGAACUACCAAACAAUAUGAUCAUGUACAGAAUUUUUAGAAGUGCAGAAGUGUGCUUAUUUACACUAAGGAGAGUUGUGCCUUCAUCAUAUAAGAAUAUACUGCAUUUGAAGCCAAAAUUAAAUUUUUCAUUUACUUCACAGUUUUCAAAUUUAAAGCAAGAGAAUAAAAAUGUAGGAAGGAAUACAAAAGUGGUAUUUUUUCAACAUAGGUAUUACACAAGACCGACAGAACUCAAUACUAGAAACAGGACUACUUUGUAUUAUCUAACUGCGUUUACAAUAUUAGUUAGUGGUUGCACAUAUGCUUCCGUUCUUCUCUAUCGUUUAUAUUGCCAGACUACAGGCAAAGGAGGUCAGGCAGUGCUGGAUGAAGCUGGAGAGAAAAUAGCUGAAAUGAAGCCAAUCAGAAAACGAAAUAUAACUGUAAAUUUUAAUGCUGAUACAAACUCCACUAUGAUGUGGAAUUUUAAACCUCAGCAGCCAUACAUAAAAGUAUCGCCUGGAGAAACAGCACUGGCAUUUUAUACUGCUAUAAAUCCAACUGAUAAGGCUAUUACUGGAGUUGCUACAUACAAUGUGUUGCCUUUUGAAGCUGGGAAAUACUUCAAUAAAAUACAAUGCUUCUGUUUUGAAGAGCAGCAGCUGAACCCUCAUGAAGAGGUUGAUAUGCCUGUAUUUUUUUACCUGGACCCAAAUUACGCAGAGGAUCCCCGUUUGGAAACUGUAGAUGAUAUAAUAUUAUCAUAUACCUUCUUUGAGGCUAAAGAGGGUAUACAGUUGCCUCGGCCUAGCUUUGCAUAAAAAAGUACUAUCAUGUAUUAUAAAUCUGAAGAUGGUUUAUAAAAUAAAAUAUCUUUACUAGCAUGCAAAUGCUAA
Stegodyphus dumicola is the source of this 1010-nucleotide messenger RNA. It is a transcript of the gene Cox11, whose product is annotated as Cytochrome c oxidase copper chaperone COX11. The record is from RefSeq and is a predicted model, not a curated record. Lineage: Eukaryota; Metazoa; Arthropoda; Arachnida; Araneae; Eresidae. Gene Ontology annotation, molecular function: copper ion binding. Gene Ontology annotation, cellular component: mitochondrial inner membrane.